Messenger RNA from Psylliodes chrysocephalus, 570 nucleotides. Lineage: Eukaryota; Metazoa; Arthropoda; Insecta; Coleoptera; Chrysomelidae. The record is from the annotation of a GenBank genome assembly.
CUCCAAACUGUAUACAGUUAUUAUAAAAAAUAUCCGUUGAAUCUUGACUCAGACAGGUAGACUGUAGUAAAAAUAUUUAGAAACAAUGCAAUAUUGGUUACUUAAAUCCGAGCCUAAUACAUAUUCAUGGCAAACAAUGGAAAAGGAAGAAAUAACUCCAUGGGAUGGAGUGAAAAACUAUCAAGCACAGAAAUAUAUGAAAAGCAUGAAAAUUGGAGAUCAAGCCUUUUUUUAUCAUUCAGUUUCAGAGAAAUCGAUCCAAGGAAUAGUAGAAAUAUGCAAAGAAUACUACUAUGGAGACGAUCCUAAGUUCGGAAUGAUGGAUGUUAAAUUUAUCAUGCCUUUAAAUAACAAAGUAACUUUAGGAGACAUCAAAGAAAAUCCUCUCUUACAAAAUAUGCCAUUAGUGAAACAAUCUCGUUUGUCAGUAUCACCAGUAACUGAGAAGGAAUGGGGUGAAAUCAUGAAAAUGAGUGGAACCUAAAUUAUAUUUUCAUGCUACUCUAUUCUGUAUUAUUAAUAUUAUUUAUAUUUGCUUUUAAUGAUUAAAAACAAAAACAAACCAUUGAC